Lottia gigantea (owl limpet) is the source of this 1514-nucleotide messenger RNA. RefSeq lists its product as hypothetical. The record is from RefSeq and is a predicted model, not a curated record. Bases 1 to 843 code for a protein of 280 amino acids. Lineage: Eukaryota; Metazoa; Mollusca; Gastropoda; Lottiidae. The transcript has 8 exons.
AUGAAGUUUAAAAUCAUGGAUUUAAUACAAAAUUCGUUAGACUACCUCUCAGAAAAAUGGGAGGGAGAAGAUUAUUGUGUGAUAGUAAAAGCAGAAGAUGAAAUUAAAAGAUGUAAUAGGCAGAAAUCAAGGAUUGUUAGAAAUGUCAUUAAUACUAAAAUAGUUAAAGAGUUUGAUAAGUUGGAUGUUGAGUUACCAGUGACUUGUCCAUUACAUCCACAUCAUGAUAUAUAUAGGAUACAGGAAUCUCAUAAAUACAUGGAAACCAUCAGUAAAUGGACAUGUUUAUAUUGUGGUAAAGCAUUUGUAGCUGAGGAUUAUUUAGAUAGACAUUUUAUAAAUAGACAUUCGACAGAAAUCAAAAUACAUAAUUCCACACAAUGUUUAGCAGAUUAUUGUGAUGUAUUUCGCUGUGAUAUAAUAGCUGGAUUUAGAAAACCUGAUUUCUGGGAUCUAGCUCUUUGUAUGGAAGAUGAUAUGGAAGAAUCAGCCAAGGAUUGUGUGAAAUUAAUGGACAACUGUAUACCUAAACACAUCACAGCCAAUGAAACUAAAUAUUUUAAAAAAUUAUUAGAGGAGGCCGUUUGUUCCUAUUUAACUUGCAAUAAAUACUGGGAAAUACCAAAAACUGAGACACCAGAUGGUAAAAUAGCUGUUUAUGUGGUACUAGCAAUACUAAUAGCAUUUGGAUUAGUUGUCUACUAUUGUGUUUUUUACCAGUUUUAUUACACCGAUACGUUUUCUGAUUCCAUAGUUUAUGAUCCUACACCUCGAGGUAAUCACAGAAUGACACCAUAUUAUGAAGUUAGACAGAGAGCUAUGGCUAGAAAUGUACAAACAUGACAUUUCCUUUGUGACUUCCAAGUUUUCUUAUCAACUUUUCACCAGAUGAACAGAAAGUGGUCUUUCAAAAGGGAAAAACUGAAACAGUUGAGAUGAAUAAUGUGAAAGUGACAAUGGAUAUGUGGCUUAUGAUUAUACGCUCACAUCAAAAUGUGGAAGUAUAUUGCUGUUGCCCCUUUCCGACGGUCCGUCCACAUUUCUAUUGGAUUUUACUGAAAUUUGGUGUGAUCAUUUGUAUUCAUUUAUUACGUUCAAUUUGACGAUUUUUCUUUUCGAUGGUCUUUUGAGUUAUUUCCCUUGAAUUAAGAAAAACGUGUCUAAAUUUGUUUGUGAACACAAUCUAGACUAUAGUUUUCAAUUGAUUUGAAUGAAUCUUGGUGUGAUCAUAUAUAUCAAUAAGAUCUUUAACUAAUUCAUAAUUGACUAUCAUUCGAUGAAUAUUUUUUUAGUUAUUCCCUGUUGUCCUCAUCGGAUAAAAAUUGUUGAGAAUUUAGUGAGGUUCAAAAUCAAUGAUUUUUCAAUGAACGGCAUUUGAGUUAUUGCUUGUAGUGGGAGUAUGUUACCUUGCCUGGUAAGCUAUCUUGUGAAUUUUUAAGUGAGAAUAGGUCGGAAAGUAUUACUAUCUGAUAAAUGAAAACUGUAUAAUGCAUUCAACAAUAUAUUAAUAUAAC